AUGGUUCAGGGGAAAGAUCCGGCUAUAAAGCUCUUCGGCAGGACAAUACCAGUGGUGGGGCGACGGGCGGUGGGAGGGGCCGUGCGGGAUUCCGAUCCGUCCCUUGCGGAUGGCGCAGUCGGGGAGAUUAAGGUGAGGUUUCUGCUUCUCGUGAUCCUUUUUUUUUGUCGGGGGGGGGGGGGUUGGUGUUUCUCUCAUGGGGAAGGUUGGGAAGAGCUGCGGGAAGUGUGGAGGAGAAGGGUUGUUGGCCAAUUAUUCUACUCCUCCUAUCCGCCGGGUGGAGCAUUUGCUGGCUCUGUUCUGGAUCGGAUGCUUGUGGUCAUGCUUUCGUUUCCUGGUUAUUUUUGUUUGAUGAUCGGUUCGAGUGUUUUCGUGAUAUCCUUUUCUUUCGUCGAGAUGGUAGAUGUUUGGAUCUGAAUCGGCUUCGAUAUUUCAAGGCGCACUGUUUCUUCCCAUACUCUCUGACUCAUAUUAGGUCGAAAUUCUUCAUUUCUUUCAUCCCGGACUUCAUACCUCGAGGCAGAUGGGGGAUUUACCUCACCUGGGAUGAUUCUUUUUAGCUGGUGUUCUCGCGUAUUUUCUUCGCUUUUCUCGAUGUAGUUCCCUGAUCCUUGUGAAUCCAUGACUAACAGAUCACAGGCGAAGGAGAUGUGCUUUAUUAUUCGGCAAAAUUUUAAGAAAACCUUAAGGGAUCAAAUCGGUGAGUUAAUGGCCGACUUAUCAAGUACUCCCAUGCUCAUCAGGGUAGAACAAGAGUUCCAUCGCCAGAUAGAUUUCUGUUCUUGAAAAUCCUGCAUGUGGGUAUGCGUAGAGGUGUUUCUAUGUAGCCAUGGACAUUAUAGUCACCUUCCAAUCGAAAUCAUGACAUGAAUAAAUCCCACUUCGAGUGGGAUGAUCAAUUCACGUGGCUAAAAUUUGUGGGCCUACUCCAGUCAUAUUUUAAUGAUUUCGAAUUGAAUUGGUUUGACUCUUUCCCAUGAUUUCUACCCGAUUUGUAUUUUCCAGGCAAUGGGACCAUUAAGAAGCCUAAGUUUGACGAACAAUCACGAACUGUGGUGAAAGUACUCAGUUGGAUUUUAGUUGGAUUAUUUAAAGUGUUUUCCCAUCUUGGGCUGAUUUUGUAUGAGACUGUAAUCCGUUGGGAGGGUUGACUUUCAUCUCAGGUGAAUCAUGAAAGCACUGCUAUCUGAUUUCGAAUUGACCUGGUUUGACUCUUUCCCCAUGGUCUCGGAGCUCCACGCCCAAUCCUAUGAUUGCUCCCCGAUGUGUAUUUUCCAGGCAACAGAACCAUUAAGAAGCCUAAGUUUGACGAAUAAUCAUCAACUGUAGUGAAAAUACCCAGUUGGAUUUUAGUUGAAUUACUGGAUUGUUUGAAGUGUUUUCCCAUCUUGGGCUAAUUUUGUCUGAGACUGUAAUCCACUGGGAGGGUUGACUUUCAUCUCUAGUGAAUCAGAAAAGCACUGUUUUCUGCUUAAUGUUGCUCUGCCAACUGAGGAUUUGCCAUUAAUAGGAGUUUUUUUUUUUUUCCCAGGUUGGAUUCAAAGGGAGAAUAAAUGCAGCGGCCAAGGAGGCCUUGCUUGAGGAACCCCAUGGCCGAGAUCAGAUUGAGUCAAAUCUGCCCUUCGUUGAAGAGAAAGAGCACGGUGAAGCUGACGGUUCUGUCCAGGAGAAGACCCUCAAGAGGCCGGACAAGAUCCUUCCUUGCCCUCGCUGCAACAGCCUGGACACCAAAUUCUGCUACUACAACAACUACAACGUGAACCAGCCGAGGCACUUCUGCAAGAACUGCCAGAGGUACUGGACCGCCGGAGGGACGAUGAGGAACGUCCCUGUCGGCGCCGGGAGGAGGAGGAGCAAGCCCUCGCCGCCGCCUGAGCUUGUUCCUAGACGGUUUCCUGCGUGGGGCAGCAGUCAUGGAGCAGGUCUGGAACUGGGUCCUGCUGAGAUGGCCUCCUCUGAAUCAGGGGACUCUGUUCAUGGCCUCGGAGAUCAGCGGAGAGAUUCUGAGAUCAAUCCCACUGCCGUUGGUGUACAGAAUUGUGAAGAACCCUCAGAAAAUGGGAUGCGAGGUUCUUUCCCUAGAAUUGGGCCUCUGCAACAGUCGCCAUGGAUGAGCCAUUGGAGCAGCAUGGGAAGCUCUGGUCUGCCGCUGCCGCCACUGCCACCUUCGGCCUCGGGGAGGUGCUCGUCUGAGAUGAAAUGCCGCCAGGAGAAGGAUAAUUCCAGUCCUUUAAUGAGGAGCUCUGGUCCUCCGUUGUUCCACGACCCAGUCUCCUUGAGCGGGUUAUCAAGCUGGGCCAGCUCGUCACAGCCUCCCGGAUCUUCUUCUCUGGGGAAGCAUUCAAGGGGGCCUGGUCUUGCAGGCCAAGAACAGGAGGGAAUUCCCCUCUGGGGUCCUAAAACUCCGAGGGGUAGUGACCGCCAUUACCCUCCUGGAGGUUCUUUGUGGGUCAACCCUGAUGCGGCUGAAGCAAUUGAAAAGGGGGAUAUUUCUUGA
Molecule: messenger RNA, 2497 nt
Organism: Spirodela intermedia
Lineage: Eukaryota; Viridiplantae; Streptophyta; Magnoliopsida; Alismatales; Araceae
Source: the annotation of a GenBank genome assembly